Molecule: messenger RNA, 2499 nt
Organism: Lucilia sericata (common green bottle fly)
Lineage: Eukaryota; Metazoa; Arthropoda; Insecta; Diptera; Calliphoridae
Exons: 2
Coding region: 1-2499 (832 amino acids)
Biological process (GO): proteolysis
Molecular function (GO): aspartic-type endopeptidase activity
Source: RefSeq, a predicted model, not a curated record
AUGUCUCUUGAUCACUUUAUCCGCUUGGCCGAUAGUAUAGUCGAAUUUGAGGCCGAUUAUAAUGAGAAUCGUUAUCCAAUCAAUUCUCUUCAUGCGUUAGAAAUCCACAGGCAGGAAAUAAAGUCCACAUGGGUACGUCUUAAGGCGGCUUAUGAAAAAUUUUUGUUCGAUAAGGACAACGAAGAUGAUACGGAUCCCGGGGAAUCGGAUGAUAUAGAAGCAUUUAAAGACAAAUACAAAAGUACUUAUGUUACUUAUUGUAAUAUAUUGAUAAAACUAUCCGAGCUGACCGAUGCUCUUCGGGAUCAGUCGCGUGAGAAAUCUGACACAAGUCCGAUCAAUUCCCAGUUUUUCCCAGUCCAGCCUGUAUCUUCCCAGCCUUCGCAUAGCUUUCACCUUCCUCCGUGUGAGAUAGAGACCUUCCAUGGUAAUUAUGAAUCAUGGCCGACUUUCCGUGAUCUAUUCACAGCCAUGUUCAUACAGAAUUCCACAUUAAGCCCUGUUGAGAAGCUUUUCCAUUUGACUCAGAAGACUAAAGGAGAAGCAAGGGAGAUUGUUAAGAAGAGUCCUUUAACAAAUCAGGGUUUUGAUUUAGCCUGGGCAAAUCUGACAGAACGAUUUGAGAAUCGUCGGGUCCAAGUUAACGGACAACUUCGAAUCCUAUUUAAUCUCCCUAGCAUAACUUCUGAAUCGGCAAAAGCUAUUCAACAUUUGCAAAGGGACAUAAACUCUUGUAUUUCCAUAUUACGACUCCAUCGCAUAGACGUUGACAGCUGGGACCCUAUUUUUGUUUUCUUGUGUUCCAAUAAGCUUCCUGAUUCAACUUUGACUCUAUGGGAACAAGGCUUAAAGGAUAAAACGUCGAUUCCAAAAUGGUCCGAUUUAGAUUUAUUCCUGACCAAUCGAUACAGGACUUUGAAAUCCGUAUCCGAAAUACGUUCCGCUACAUCCAAGCCUACCGAGUCCAAACCUAAAAAGGUGAAUCGUCCAUCCAAAGUUGUUAAUGCUUUUCAAAAUAACGUGUCCCAGCCUAAAUGUCAACUAUGUACCAAUGAGUUUCAUCCAAUACGAAAAUGUCCGAAGUUUUUGCAAAUGGGCCAUUCUCAGCGCCUCAGUGAGAUUAAAAAACUUAGCUUAUGUCUCAAUUGCUUUUCCAAAACGCAUUCCGUUAAAAACUGCAACAGCAAAAUCAAUUGCUUCCGUUGCCAUAAAAGGCACAAUACCUUACUCCACAAAGAAACCGAAGUUUCCACUUCAUUACCGGGCCCUAGUACAAGCGCCAAUUCCAACCUUAAUCCAAAUUCAGCACCAUUUGUAACUAGUUCGAAUUCAAUUACUAUACAGUCCGCUCCUACUUCGGAUGCUGAAGUUGUUACAUCUUGUUUUACAGUAAAUUCCACUGGCGUUUUACUAGGCACUGCAAUGAUUGAAAUUUGUUACUUGGAUAAUAGAUACCCUGCUCGAGCGUUAAUAGACUCAGGUUCCGAAGGUUCUUUUAUUUCGGAAAGGUUGUUUAAUCUACUGAAACUUCCUUCAACUCGCACUAAUGCUCAAGUUUCUGGACUAAAUAACACAAUAUCCGCUAGUGUUGAUAAACAAUGUUCAUUCGUGAUUAGUUCCAUUCUCAAUCCAGAUAUAAAGCUGCUCGUUACAGCUUUAGUAGUUCCACAACUUUCUGGUAGUCUUCCUUCCAAGACUUUUGAUCGCUCACUCUUUUCCAAACUUCCUCCAAUCCAGUUAGCUGAUCCACAUUUCCAUACAAGUUCGAAAGUGGAUAUUCUCAUUGGUGGUGAUGUAUUCCCUUCGAUUAUGCGAUCUGGUGUAAAGCAUAAUGUUUGCGGUUCACUAAUGGCGCAAGAAACUAUCUUUGGGUGGAUUCUAACUGGUCCUUUGUCCAAUAUCUCUUCUCCCAGUUGUUCCUUAGUUUCCUAUUUCUGUGAAAUCUCUUUAGACAAAGAGAUUUCACGUUUUUGGGAGGUGGAGAAUCUUCCAAGGAAGAACUUUACUUCAUCAUCUGAUAAAUUUUGUGACGAUCUUUUUACAAAAACUACCAGAAGAGCUAAAGAUGGUCGGUAUAUUGUUUCUCUUCCAUUUAAGGAUGGCUAUCCUGAGAAACUUAGUUUAGACCAAUCUCGAAAUAGUGCUAUGGCACAAUUUCUACGAAAUGAGGUUCGGCUACUUCGUUCACCUGACUUGAAAUCCAUUUAUGACAACGUGGUUGAAGAAUAUAUUGAUUUGGAUCAUAUGUUCAAAGUUUCACCGCCACACAAUUCCAAAAUUUGUCCAUAUUACCUACCACAUCACGCUGUCAUAAAACCUGAAAGCACUACAACAAAGGUACGCGUUGUUUUUAAUGCGUCAUCUCCAUCUUCUAAUGGAAUAACGCAAAUUACUGAUCCAAAACUGUGGAAUCAUGUCAACUCAGAGUCCAAUCCUGCAGAUUUAGCUAGUCGUGGAGUUUAUCCAAAAGUCUUUGGUGGUUUGGUCCUGAUUGGUUAA